GUUUCCGGAAAGCCAGUGUGCUAGCAGUGUGUGCUAACAGCUAGCAGCUAGUCGAAGGUGUUUAAAGAGUCCUCGCGCCGUCUCCAGCUCUUCUUCUUCUACUCUCUCUCUCAUGGUGCUGCUCGACUGAAGAAGCUUCUGGAAGCUGCUCGUGCCCGCGAACAGUCUCCAUGGCUACGGAAGAGUUCUACGAGGUGACGCGAGCUAAUGCUAACAUGCUAACGGUGGAGCGCGUGGUGGAUAAGCGGAGGAACAGGAAGGGGAAGGUGGAGUACCUGGUGCGUUGGCGUGGUUACGGAGCGGAGGGAGACACCUGGGAGCCCGAGAGCCACCUGUCCACGUGCACGGUCUACGUGCACGACUUCAACCGCCAGCAGGCCGAACGCCAGAGGGACGCCACGCUACUGCGCUCCACCCGCCACUGCAGCCCCGCCCACAGAGCGCCCUACAGGCCGCCCCCCCCACGCAGUGACGUCAUCGGGGACGCGCUGGGCCAGGCGCUCCUCUCCCCCCCCCUGCUCGGACUCAGGAACUCCCAGCAGCCCUCUGUGAUGUCAGCGUCUCCGUCUCCGGGCCGCCGCAGCAUGGACCUGUCUAAGACGGGCAUUAAGAUCCUGGUCCCGAGGAGUCCGCUGAGCGGCCGGCGGGACUCGGAGGAGUCUCCCAGCGAGGCGGCGCUGAGCCUGGAGGCCGGCGCCGUGGAGGCCCACGCCGUCCCGCCGGAGGUGGCCCUGCUGGAGAAGCCCCCUGGCGUGGCCCUGGGGCCCGGGGAGGAGAGGGCCCGCAUGGGGACCCGGCCCCGCAGUCACAACCCCCCCGGGCCGCCGCCCAGGCUGCCCGUCACGCCCGCCGCCAUGCGCUCGCUCUGCGCCACAGGUAACUCUGGGUUGAUGGAGGCUGUCGCUGCCAACGGGAUGUCCGGCGUGCAAAGCGUUGUCACCGGGGCGACCGGUGCCACCGGGAAGCGGCGCCUGGAGGAGCGCUCUGCGUUCGACAAGCGCCUGAGGUUCAGUGUUCGCCAGACGGAGAGCGCCUACCGCUACCGCGACAUCGUGGUGAAGAAACAAGACGGCUUCACGCACAUCCUGCUGUCGACCAAGAGCUCCGAGAACAACACGCUCAACCCCGAGGUGAUGAAGGAGAUCCAGAGCGCCAUGGCGACGGCGGCGUCAGAUGACAGUAAGCUGGUGUUGCUGGGCGCCGUUGGCAGCGUGUUCUGCUGUGGACUCGACUUCCUGUACUUCAUUAGACGGCUGACGGACGACAGGAAGAAGGAGAGCAUCAAGAUGGCCGAAACCAUCAGGACGUUUGUGAACUCCUUCAUCCAGUUCAGGAAGCCGAUCGUUGCCGCGGUGAACGGCCCGGCGCUGGGCCUGGGCGCCGCCCUGCUGCCGCUGUGUGACGUGGUGUGGGCCAAUGAGAAGGCUUGGUUCCAGACGCCGUACGCAUCAUACGGCCAGACGCCGGACGCAUGCUCGUCCUUCACCUUCCCCCGCAUCAUGGGCCUCGCAUCGGCCAAUGAGCUGCUGCUGAGCGGCAGGAAGUUGACGGCUCAGGAGGCGGGCUCUAAAGGUCUGGUGUCUCAGGUCCUCUGGCCGGGAACCUUCACACAGGAAGUGAUGCUGCGGGUCAAAGAGCUGGUAGCAGUCGACUCUCUGGUUCUGCGGGAGUCCAAAGCUCUGAUGAGGAACACCAGCCGCAGUGCUCUGGAGCAAGCCAACGAGCGCGAGUGUGAAUCCCUGAAGAGAGUGUGGGGCUCCUCACAGGGAACGGACGCCAUCCUGCAGUACCUGCAGCGAGGACCCGAGCUCUGCUAGGACCAGGACCAGGACCAGGACCUGGACCAGGACUCGGCUCUUUCUGAGCUGGACAGAAAAGCUGGAGCGUUUCCUCCUCCUGGUGUGAAGAUCUAAGCUCUAAUUUCAGCCGAAGGUUUCAGUAAAUGCUCUCGUUCUCCAACGCUGAGGUCUCUGACAGUCUGAACAGACCCUGAACACACCUUCAGAGGCUUUAAACCGCUCAUCAGACUGACAGGCUAACAGUUUCCAUCUGCUUCCAGUCUUUGUGCUAAGCUAGGCUAACAGUUUCCAUCUGCCUCCAGUCUUUGUGCGAAGCUAGGCUAACAGUUUCCAUCUGCCGCCAUUCUUUGUGCUAAGCUAGGCUAACUUUUCCCCUGGCUCCAGUCUUUAUGCCAAGCUAGGCUAACUUUCCCCCUGCCUCCAGUCUUUGUGCUAAGCUAGGCUAACAGUUUCCCC
Sander lucioperca (pikeperch) is the source of this 2255-nucleotide messenger RNA. It is a transcript of the gene cdyl, whose product is annotated as chromodomain protein, Y-like. Lineage: Eukaryota; Metazoa; Chordata; Actinopteri; Perciformes; Percidae. Gene Ontology annotation, molecular function: transcription corepressor activity. Bases 171 to 1817 code for a protein of 548 amino acids. Gene Ontology annotation, cellular component: nucleus. The record is from RefSeq and is a predicted model, not a curated record. The transcript is spliced from 8 exons.